UGAUAUUUCUUGCUAAGCACCGUGCAUCCUUUGCAUUAUUAACCGGAGGCGCCUGUGAAUCGGUGUGAUUUGCUCUGCGGCUUCUCGAGAUUUAGCAAUGGCGGACGAGGUGAUCCUCCUGGACUUCUGGCCGAGCAUGUUCGGGAUGAGGUGCAGGAUCGCGCUGGCGGAGAAAGGGGUGAAGUACGAGUACAAGGAGGAGGACCUGAGGAACAAGAGCGACCUCCUCCUCCGGAUGAACCCCAUCCACAAGAAGAUCCCCGUCCUCGUCCACAACGGCAAGCCCGUCUGCGAGUCCCUCGUCAUCCUCCACUACAUCGACGAGGUCUGGUCCGACAAGUGCCCCCUGCUGCCCUCCGACCCCUACCAGAGGGCUCAGGCCCGGUUCUGGGCCGAUUAUAUCGACAAGAAGUUCUAUGACCUGGGGAGGAAGUUGUGGACCACAAAAGGAGAGGAACAGGAGGCGGCCAAGAAGGAGCUGAUUGACAGCCUGAAGCUACUGGAAGGCGAGCUCGGCGACAAGCCAUUCUACGGUGGAGAGAAGUUAGGAUUCCUGGAUAUAGCGUUGGUCCCCUUCUACACCUGGUUCUAUGCGUACGAGACGUUCGGAAACUUCAGCAUCGAGGCGGAGUGCCCCAAACUCAUAGCGUGGACCAAGAGGUGCCUGGAGAUAGAGAACGUGUCCAAGUCUCUCGUCGAACCACAGAAGGUGUACGACUUCGUCUUGCAGCUCAAGAAAGCCCUAGGCAUUGAGUAAAGAUCUGGAUGACUCGUUGUGGGUACUUCUUAUCUUUAUCUGUAGUCUUAAUGUUAUAGUUGCUGUUUAGGUCUUUCUCUUGUUGUUGAAUUUCUGGUGUUGGGAAAGGGGACACUUUGUUGUGUCUUCCUUCGAAACUUAUGUUGGUGAUCAUGAUGGGCAACAGACAGUUGCUCAUUCUGAGGCAGUGUUUGGUGUGCAAUUAAAAUUAGCUACUUGGAUUAUGAGUUAGCUCGAAGCGUUUCUUU
This is a messenger RNA of Syzygium oleosum, 1005 nucleotides long. RefSeq names its product probable glutathione S-transferase. The record is from RefSeq and is a predicted model, not a curated record. Bases 98 to 757 code for a protein of 219 amino acids. Gene Ontology annotation, molecular function: glutathione transferase activity. Gene Ontology annotation, cellular component: cytoplasm. The transcript is spliced from 2 exons. Gene Ontology annotation, biological process: glutathione metabolic process. NCBI's taxonomy places the organism in Eukaryota, Viridiplantae, Streptophyta, Magnoliopsida, Myrtales, Myrtaceae.